Molecule: messenger RNA, 3631 nt
Organism: Nilaparvata lugens (brown planthopper)
Lineage: Eukaryota; Metazoa; Arthropoda; Insecta; Hemiptera; Delphacidae
Gene: pwn
Exons: 16
Coding region: 619-3534 (971 amino acids)
Molecular function (GO): calcium ion binding
Source: RefSeq, a predicted model, not a curated record
GCCCUCUCCAGAAUGAAGAAGUCAGCAGCCCAAGAGCUAAAGUUGCCACUCAGACUCAGUUUAGUUUUCGGUUGUGCUUGUGUUCAGACGUAAAAGUUAAUUGAGUGACAGUGAAUUUUCAUAAUCGGUCAUUCAUCGGCCACUUCAGGAGUGUUUUAUAUUAUCUAUUGCUCUGCAUGUGAGUGACAAUUUUUCAAACAACAAUAAUCACGCACUAGUCUUCAGUGCUGUAUUAUCAUAGAUGAUAUAUAUAUAGAUUACGUAGGAGUACAUAGGUGUAAAAGUCGGUCAUUCUCAUAGCGAAACCACUUUCUGAACUGCUCUAUAACUAACUGUUAUUGUUAUUUCUUUCAUCAGCUCUCUCUAUGAGACGCAGGUUAUAUUAGUUUUAACAAAAGCCUUUUCGAUGUGCGCCUUUAGUUUAUGUACAUACUUACAGUUCACCGGAAUCACUUCAUUAUAGGAAGAGCCUAUCGCAGCCAAUGAAAUUGGAGAGUGUCCUGCAAUCGAGACUCUCUACAUGCAAACAAGUUAAUUUGAUGUACAUCUCUUUGUUUAAAGAUGCACACUUUUCGACAGAGCAAUGGAGAAACGGUGUUGCAUUAGCAGCUCCUACCGAUGAGGGUCAUGAUGCGGCCCCUGCCAUUGGUGCUUAUGCUACUAGUGCUGGCCGCUUACUGCCUAGCUGCUGGCUCAGAUGAUAUGAAAACACUCGCAACAUUAGAUCUUGAUUCAAGAUUUCCAGCCCAAGUGAUAGCAUCUUCACUACCUUUACAUCAGCUGAAUUCACCAUCUUCGGCAGUCAAAGCUCAAUCGGAAUCAACACAACCAGUUGACAUGACGGUGGAGCCAACACUACAAGACAGCACUGACUUUCAUCUCCUUCAAGACGCUUUGGAUGAGAAUAACAAUCUUCUUCCUAGUCUCAGUUCGGGGGAAGUCUACAGGGCUUUGGGACGAGCCAGGUCUUUGGCUGCCCCGAAGCCCGAGCCUGCAACAGAGAACAACAGGGAGAGGGAGAUAGAGAGGGAGAGUUCUGUCAACCUGACGUCGGCGAGAACGUCCAGUCCGGACAUACAGGACAUCAUAACAGGAUUUGUGAAGCUCCUCAACCCAAAUGCACAGACUUCACAAGCAAAUCGACCUCUUCGGACGAGAAUCAACAACCGUGGUCCACCGCGCAUCACAGAUCUGGUUCUGCCACCUCCUACCAAGCCACCUUAUCCAUUCCAGAAGCCACCCUUACUGUCUCCACUGCCGGCCCAAUCUAGGCCACAGGCACCACCCAUCCCCAUCCACCAGCCCCAACCAUUCCCCUUGCCUCGUCCAUCCACCCAAUCUCCAAUCUCCAUCACCACCGACAGCCACGACAUCGUCCAGCAAAACAACCAACACACUCUCCUCACAAAUACCAACUCCAAUAUCAGCAGCAGCAGCAACAGUUUCAGCAACAAAAACGUGGCCAACAUCAAUUACGGCACCGUCAAAAAUGAAAGCUUCAGUGACAUCAUAAUUAUUGGCAACAACAGUAGCCUCCACACAAACAACAACAAUGAUUUCAAUAACUUUAUCUCAAAACACAGUAACAAUAACAGUGAAAACUCCCAUCACCAUGUCAACUACUUCAGUGCACUUCCAGCUCCAACGAUAGCUUCUUACAAUACUUCGAUCAUCACAGUGCAGUCUUCAAUCGAUUCAUCACAACUAAAGAUAGCUGCAUCGAAGACGACUUCACAUAAAAUUCAGCCUACUUCUGUUUUGAAUAAAACAGUACAGAGUUCAUCCUCGUCAGUAUUCGCUGCUAUUGAACCGUCCAUCCAGGAAGUGUCAACUGAAUUGAAUGACAAACCAAGUAGAUGGCAUUCAACUUUACUACAAAGUGAAGGGAAGUAUGCGCCACGUCCAGGGAUCGUUCUGGAUGAUACUGAAUACAAGCCGGGAGUCGCUGAAGUGAGCCAACGCACUCCCCUGCUGGGAGAUAUUUUCGACGUGACCGUAUCGGCCGUUCAGGGCGGCGAAGCUUCUCAGACAGCACAGACUGGUCGUCCUUACGUCUAUCCAGUUGAGGUGGAUGGUGUAAAUGUGAUAACAACAGCUGAACCUGGACAGCACUUUGUAUCGAUUGAUGGCAAGAGAACUUACAUCAAUCUGCUGGGUCGACCAACCAGCUCCACUCCCAAUAUGGGAACAGUCAGUGAGACCACUGCCGAAAAACACAGGGUCAAACCAGUCGGACGUCCAUACUACCAAAGACCUACAAGUCCACCGGUGAGAAUAGACACGUGUAUUGUUGGAGAUGAUUCCACGUGCGAUGCUUCUCAGCAUGAGUAUUGUAAAACUGAGUUUGGAGUUUCUAGCUGUCACUGCCGUCCUGGCUACAGUAGGCGUAGACACAGAGAAUCAUGUCAUAGAGUUCUGUCGCUUGUUCUAUCAAUCAAGCCAUCCAAGCUGUAUGAACAUCAACUUGUUUGGUCAAACAAGCUACUAGAUAGGGAGUCACAUGAAUUCAUCCAAAUCGAAUAUGAAGCAAGCCGAGCUAUUGACUCAGCACUAUCAAUGACUCCUUACUCAGAUGAGUUGCUUGGUAGUAAAGUGAACAAUAUUUACAAGGGUAGUGACAGCUCUUCAGUCUAUGUGAACCUGACAAUUCAACUUGAAGACACUAGUUUUGUGGCGAAAAGAAGGUCUGAAGAGACCCUUCGCCAGGAUAUGCACUAUCAGUUGGUGGGCGCAAUCAAUAGACGAGGCAACAAUGUAGGGAACAGCGGUUUAUGGGUGGAUAAUCCACAGGCUGCCGUUUCUCCAUUAUAUGAUUUGGACGAAUGCAGUUCACCAGAUCUGCACGACUGUCACAUGCAUGCCGUGUGCAGAAACACAUUCGGCUCGUUCCAGUGCACAUGUGGCAAGGGCCUGAGAGAUACAAUGGCCGCAGAUGACAGCCGCAGUGGAAGGCACUGUGAAUCGUGUCCUGCCGAGCUGUGCGGCCAUAGAGGAUACUGCGAAUACAAUUCCAACUCAGGACAGCCGGUUUGCAAAUGUCUUGGAAACUUCUAUGGCGCUCAAUGCCAGAUAGAUGGAGAGGUUCUUGGCGUGGCAGUUGGGGCUUCCCUUCUAGCUGUUAUUAUUAUAGCUAGUACAUUGGCUUGCCUGUGUAUAUGGAGUCGAAAAUGGAGUCGGGAAGAUGACAACAUGACUCAGUAUGGUACACAUCCUUACACGCUGAGGGGUCCAAAAAUGCCUCAAUAUGGAGUUUGUUUAGAUGAGAGGCUUAGGUGGGCACAAAUGACCGACACUGUCAACCAUUAUGCUCCGGAGCCAGUUUGCCGAGGUCCCCCUCUGCCCCCUCCUCCGGCUUUGUAUGGCCGAGGACCUCCUCCGCAACUGUCCAGCUCAGAGGAUGAUGACCUCCAUCUAUUGUCAGGCGCACCAUUCCACGUGCCGCGACCCAAGUCUACCUCUAAUGAGAGUGCAAUAUAUUGGACUGCUGAAUACGCUCAUCAUACAGGACCAAGAAUGGUCACUGCUCAGUUUUAAAUGAACAUUCAUCGAAUAUAAUAUUAUAGUUGCAAUUUUGGACAUACUGUAGUUAUGCUUAAUAAACAUAUUUUGUAUUUGUUAGUUUUUCCAACAG